CUAAUACACCAGCAGCUAGCUUCAGCAAGCAGCCAGCGGAACCCAGCAACCGUCUCCACAUGGCCUGUGAUGUCAUCACUCCCCUCUUCUGAGCAGUUACACAAGAGUGGACUUAGGACUCGGCAUUCUGGGAAAGAGCAGCAGCAGGAGGAGGAAGUGUGGGCAGAGACCCGGACAAGACAAAUGCUCGGGCUCAGGGGUGGAGAACAUCAUGCAGAAGUCUUAGAACCCCAGCCGCGUCUAUCGAGAACCAGAGACUGGAUGGACGUCUUGCUGGACUUUCCCUGAAUAGUGAUCAUGAUGGUCUGGAGAGAAAUCCAGGACAGCCCAGGAGGAGCGUCUUUAGAGCAUCGAAUCCUGCAAACAACAUGUUCGCUGUCUGAGCCUUUGCACCAAACUCUUACUUUUUGAAGCACAUCUUAAGCCUUCAAAUGUGGACUAGUGUUGCAGACACUCUUCAGACUAGGGUGCUACAGACAAGACAAGUGAGCUUUACUGUCUGAGGUAGCAUAAUUAUAGUUGGAAAUGAUUUCUGUCUAGUGUACUUCUGAAAUGUUAUGGGCAAAAUAGAACACUAGAGACUGUACAAACUAGUGCAAUAUAUCAAUUUUACAAACUAGUGAACUAACUAUUUUAAAGAGUAGUACACUAGACACUUUUCAGACUAGUAAACUAGAUACUUUUUUAAAUUAGUGCACUAGAGACUUCACCAUCUUGGACACUGUCUAUUUUUUUCAAUAUCAAUUAACAAAAUAGUGAGCUAUCCAGUUUACAAACUAAUGCACUAUACACAUUUCAGACUAGUGAACUGGAGACUUUUUAAACUAAUGCGCUUAAUGUAGUGCACUAGAGUUUUUUACAAACUAGUGCACUACCCAUUUUACAAACCAUCCCACUAUUUAUUUUACAAAUCAGUGACAUAGACACUUUUAAACUAGUGCACUCAUUUAGAAGAAUUUGAAAAACUCAGACUAGUGCAUUACAGUUUUAAAACUAAUGCAGUAUCCAGUUUUCAAACUAUUGCACCAGACAAGUUUACAGUGUAGUUCACUAUUAAUUCUAAAUUUAUCACAAUAUCUGUUUUAUUAUCUAUGCAUUAAAUUUUAACCUACUGCACUCAACACCUUUUGUGUGCUAGAUAAUUAUCAAACUAGUACUUUCUCCAUAGUGUGAGGCCCAUUUAAGAAGAAGCCCUAUCCAUUUUACAGCCUAGUGCACUAGACACUUUUUUAAACUAGAGCAUUAGAAACUUUUCAAACUACUGCACUAUUUAUUUUACAAACAUGUGCACUAAGUUAUUAAAAUUCUUUAGCUAGCAUUAGACACUUUCAAUGCUAAAAGUGCAUUAGACAAUGUUUAAGUUGUUUCAUUAGACACUUUUUAGCUAUACUUUUUGGAGUACUUUAGACUUCUGUAGUUCUAGACUUCUGAGUUUAGAAAUUAUUGCACUUCACAGAUUAGUGCACAUCUGAGUGCAGGUCACUGCACCUGUGUUGGCUUUUGUUCUUCCGUGAAGAGGCACUGGGAGGUCUGAAUGAGAGAGAUCAGACUGGUGUCAGAUGCAGCUGGUCUCGGAUCAGACAGAAGAGGCUGUCAUGGAGAACUCGGACUCUAGCACUGAUUCAGAACGAGAGUCCUGUGCCAGUCCAUGCUGUAACGAGUCCCGUCCCCUCACACCGUCCUCCUGCCAGCAGGCACGCAAAGGCAGAUGCAGUGGAGGAGUUCAACUACGUAUUAAACACAGGCGCAGUGAGCCUGGGUCCCGCCCCCACUCCUGGCACUCCACUAAGCUGGGUGAGGGCCCUCUGGACCCAGACAGCAUGAUGCAGAUAUCCCAGGGUGCCGUGGGGGCUCCUUGGCACCAGAGCUACCACUCAAGUGCCUCCACCACCGACUUGUCUGGUUAUGAUGCCGGGUUUCUUAGGAAAAGUCCCGACCAGUACAGUUCAAGGGGAAGCAUGGAGAGCCUUGACCCCCCUCACCCUGCCUACAGUUCCUGCAACCAGCUCUCAGCCUCCAAGUCCACCAACAGCAUUGACCACCUGCACAGCAAGCGCGACUCUGCGUAUAGCUCUUUCUCCACCAGCUCAAGCAUCCCAGAGUACCUUGCUGCUGCACCAUCAUUCAGCAAGGAAAGAUCAUAUUCCAUGGAAAGUGUUCCACAGCACAGAGUUUCAGAGGGCAUGCACCAGGCAGAUAUUCGCUAUGUCCGCACUGUCUACGACAACCAACAGGGGGUGUCUGAAGAACACGAGGUGUCUUCCGCAGCACUGCUGAGGGCCAAUGAAAUGAAGGCACAGUCCCGAAGUGGAAGUGUCCAAGGUGGCAUUUGUCACCGUGCCAACAGCAGCAGCAGCAGUAGUGGUAGCAGUGGAAGCAGCAGUGGUGGCGUGUCUGCAUCUCACCGCCACAGUGUAGGCCCAGUUUGGGGCCAACCACAUAACCACAACUCCUUUGAAAAUCUGAAGGGUGCACCAGCACCUCCUUUACGCAGUGACAGCUUUGCAGCCAUCCGUAAUCACGAGCGGCCCAACUCGUGGUCAAGUCUUGAGCAUGCUCGGUCUUUGCGCUCCCUUCACAAGGGUUCUUGGCAUCAUUCUAGUGGCUCUGUGGCAUCAGGAAAGUCAUCGUUUGGACUUGAGGGUCAGCUUCACACUGUUAUUGAAAAGAGUCCUGAGAGUAGUCCAACAAUUAAGCCUAAACAAAGCUUCCCUUCUUCCACACAGCCUGGACGGGCCAUUCUGCCCACUGGUGUGUACCCAGUUCCACAGCCUGAGCCCCAUUUUGCACAGAUACCUACUACAAACCCCAGCUCCAGCAGUGUUUACCCAGCACUUGCUAAGGAGAGCAGUCACAUCCCACAUCCCACAAGGGACCACUGUGGAGGGUCGGACACUGGAGUCAGGAUGGCGGUAGAAAAUGGAUACCAAAGCACUAUGUCCCACUUCAGCCCUGGCCAGCCCCAUGCUUCUACACAACCCAAAUCAUCCAACCAAGUGCAAGAUGACCCCCAGGCCAAAUAUGGUUCUUACAAGUCUCAUUUACAGCCGCAGGGGUACAUGCCUCCAGCACCAUCCAUAGGCCAAGAGAGGAGAGACCCAUUCACCCCUGUUCAGCCAAGGGGGGACAGGCCCAGAUAUUCACAUGGCAUGGAUGUUAUGGAGUCUUAUAGACAACCCAGAGAGGAAGAGUUAAGCAGAUUUCAUGAGCAGAAUGUUCACCCACACCUCACUCAGACAUCUAUUAAAGCUGCACAGGGACAGGCUACACAACCUCAAAGAGGCAGUACGGCUCAAGUGCAAGUAAGUGAUCAAAAAAUCAACUCUUCAGGAAGAUACCACAGUGACUCCAGUACCUAUCAACAGAAGGACCAGGAUUCAGAUCAUCCACUGACGCGACUGGAGAAUGCAUUAGCAGAGGUCCAGAGAUGUGCUAGCCCACAGAGCAGUACUAGCCAGAGCAGCAUCCAGAGUGAGCGUAGCAUGUCUGUGAUGGAGAAAAUUAGUCACUUUGAGAGACAGCAGACCAAACCUCGCAGUCAUAGCAGCCUUGCAAGUUACGCCUCUUCAACACGUCUAAGUCAGGUUUCCCGAGGUUCCAAAAGCUCCCUGUCUGGUAUAGAAGAUUUGCAAAACCACUCUUUUCCUCAAGGGAGAACUCGGAGUGCUUCGGCAAUGGCAAGCCAUGAGGGAAUUGUAGAAACACAUCAAGACAUACGGGCCAGGUAUGGGAGCAUCGAUCAGACCCAAUACAGAAAACCACAUGACCUUCACAGGAGCAAGAGCUCCUUCCAGCUUGGUGAGGAAAAUGGUAAAGACCCCUACAGAAGCAAGUGCACUUUUCAACUUGGUGAGGAAAACGACAAAGACAUCCAAUGGAAAGAUGACCUUCAGGAUAUCUUGGGCACAGUUCAGGACACCUCUUUUAAUCGGGCAUACAGGGAUAGCAUCAAGGAUGCUCAGUCCAAAGUGCUGAGAUCUACUUCUUUCCGAAGACGAGACUUGAGUGUCAACCCUCCCCCUGUGCCUGCCAAGCAUAUGUCUCUGGAAAGGAAGGGACCCAAGACGAGUCCCAAACCCACCACAUCUCCACACACUCCUAAAGAGCGACAUGUUGUCCCUGUUGAGGUACCAGAUAAAAUUCCUCCCCCUGAACUUCCCAGCAUCCCUCCAGUAGGGCCUCCAGUCGUGCGGAUCUGUGGACGCAAACGACUGACCAUGGAACAGAAGAAAAUGUCAUACUCAGAGCCAGAAAACAUGCAUGAAAUUGGCCUUUCUGAUCAAGAGUCUAAUCCAUUUCAGAGGAAAGCACCAUCUCACUUUCUUUUUCCUGAGACAAGUGUUGCAGAUCGCCGCAGGAUGUUUGAACUUGUGGCUAGUCGCAGUGCAGGCCCUAAACCAGCAACUUCAAGGCCAGAUUUGAAACAGAUGCAGCAGGAGGCUUUGGCUGAAUAUGUAGAACGCAAAACGGGUCGACGGAUGGAUGGACGUCCACAUCGCCCCCACAGUGCCUACAUGCAGUCGGCUUCCUCUUCUUCUACAGACUCUCGCAGCCUAACAUCUACACCCAGUCUGUGCUCUCUUCAAGAGCCAGGACCAGACGGUGUUAAUCGCCAGUCCUCCCUGCUCAUAGCCAAUAUGCAGCGGCCUUUCUACCCGAGUAGGGGCACACAAGCACAGUCUCAACAGGAAAUGUACCAUUUAAGGCCACAGGGUCAGACCGCAGAGCCUCAGAAACCAGAAAGGGAGUUAGAGAGACCUGUUCCCUUCCAAGUUCCAUCUCAAGCCCUGGAUCACCUCUACAGUGGCACUGUUCCUCAAAGCAUGGGUGGAGUCUUCGAAAGAUCCGUCCCAGCCAGGAGCUCAGGGAAAUCAGCUUCUGCAGAGGAUCUUUUGGAUCGUACAGAAGACCGUCCGAUAACUCAGCACUUUAGGUCAAGAUCCUCUCCCGUUGUGGAAAAUUACAGUAAGGACUUCUUGGCCGGAGACCUCCGAUUGUUUGGGAUCGUCUCUAAAGAGCCGCCUGAAAACAGAGCUCUGGGGAAUGCUGCACCUGAGCGACUGUCAUCAGGCUCAGCCCGUGCAGAGCGGACCUAUCCGCAGAACCAGGGUCCGAGCCAGACGAACACCCCUGUGGUAAGGAGGGAAAGGAAUCGGAACUUGGACCGACCCCGGGCUCACAGUGCCUCGGGCCUGGCUGCCUCUGUAGGCCUUCCAUGCCCGUUCUCCCCUCCUGGUUCCCACACCACUGGCGAGACGCAGUGUCAGCCAAACCUAGACGCUAUCACUUUCCCUGGGACUGUUCCCGAGGGUUCACUUAGAACGUCAGGAACUGAGCAGCAUAUUCCUGGUGACACUAAUGCUCCCAGAGAUGACCCCUCAACCACUCAGACGAUCGCAGCACCAAAGAUGACAUCUGACUUUACACCUCCGCACCUGGAGGUCAAGGUCUCAGGGUCGCAUGCACCUUUCUUUUCAGAGCCACCUCCCAGGUUAUCUCAUUCUGGAUCGCCCACCACUCCCAAAAGCCCAUCAUCCCCUGUUAAGCCACUCCUUUCUCUGCGGAUCUCAGAGUCCAGCCUCCACUUCUCUCCGCCCACAGCUGUGUCACAAGAAGAGGAUGAUGUAUUUUUUACCCCACUUUCUCCCUCCUUACCACCUCCACCACCCCCACCACCACCACAUCCAUUGCCAAUGAGAGAGACUGACAUCACAGAAGACCUCCCCCUUCCUUGUCCACCACUCACACUCCAAACCAUGGGGGAGGAGCCACAGAAUUUUGCAGCACCUCAAGAACCACAGAGAUUGAACAGCGUUUCGGAGUAUCAUUCCACUGUGACUGUCCACCAGAAGAGAGAUGAAACGCUGGAUGACCUCUCUUCUAUGUCAGUGGCCUCUAAUCCAGGUUCACCCCCCUUCAGAUCUGUGACCUCUGAAGUUGGGAUUCCACAGAGCCCUAAAAAUGGUUCUUUAGAGAAAGAGGAGGAGGAAGCCUCAGAAACAGUGGACCUGGAAUCUCCUCUGCUGGCCCGGAGAGAACGCUCAGCAGCCGAGGUGAAGGUUGAGGCUUUGGCCCGACAGCUUGUGCACAGAGACGAGACUCUCAUUCCUCUACUAGAUGCCUGGUCAAGCACAAGCACUUUGGACCUGAUGGAGGACAUCUUCCCCUCUCGCUCUUCAUCUCUGUAUCAACACGCGAAGAGCAGCACUCGUCGUCCAGGAGACAGGGCUUCUGAGGCACUGUCAGCAGAAGGCACCUCAGUGAAAGUUGGGAUGGAGACAGAUCUGGAUGAGGAGGAGUCAAAUCUAAAUGAGAAGAAGGUGGAGCUAUUGCAGGCCCUGGCUGUUAGUGUAUCGGUACUGCAUGGAGAGAGAUCCAGCCUGGCAGAGGAGCAGCAGCUCUACAGUGCACUGGGCAGCAGCAUGGAGGCACUGGUGCAGCAGCGCUGCAAACCCAAUGAGAAGGAGAAGUACCGCAUGUUUAUUGGAGACCUGGAGAAGAUUGUGAACCUGCUGCUGUCUCUUAGUGGCCGGCUCGCCCGAGUGGAGAACGCCAUCAGUGCUCUCAGCAAGGAGACUGACCAGGACAGUGCUGAUGAAAGGGAGUCUCUGCAGAGGAAGCGGAGGCAGCUGUGCAGUCAGCAGGAGGAUGCACGGGAACUGAAGGAGAAUCUGGACAGGCGGGAGCGCGUGGUGCUGGAUUUCCUGGCUGGCUACCUGAGCCCGGCGCAGCUGCGCGACUACCAGCGGUACGUCCGCGCCAAACCAGCCCUGCUCAUCCGCCAGCGGCACCUGGACGAGCUCAUCCGACACGGCGAGGAGCAGCUGAAGAGACUGACCGAGAGCGUGCCUCCUGAGCUCCUCCCACAAGACACAGACUCCACCCACACUUCAGACACCAGUUCUAAUGCACUCUCUACCCACUCACCACGACCCACCACUGUGACCUCGCUCUGACUCCGCCCACCUGAACACUGAAGACACUGCUCUUGGCUGCUGAGGAGGUAGAGAAAUGAAGGGAUGAAGUUUGAGAGAGAAAGAGAGAGAAAAAGGGGUUUAAUAAAGUGGAUAAUAAAAGAGGGAGAAAGAAAUCUUAAUCUUAAAGAGAUCCUUCCUCUUCCAGGACCCCCUGCACACGAGGGGAAAGUGCCUUAACCGGAAUGCAUCGGUAUAAAGGAUGAUAUUACUGUAUGGACCGUAGUAAUCUGUUGCCUUUAGGAAGUGCAGUUGAAUCUGUCCUCAGCAUCACAAGCCACAAAAACACCAGACCAUUUCACACGUGCCUCCACACCUGUGUAUUUCAAACCUGACAGGACCGGACCGGAUGAUCCCAGACCUGCCACACUGUGUCUUCUGUAUUGUUGCCUAUACACAAAACCCCAGUACCAGUACUGUAAAUACUGUUUAUUGUUUCAAAUGUUUCAGAAACUACUGCCACCUCUGUAGUUCAAAUUGUUGCAAUUAUUUUGAUCAACUCUGAAUAAUAAGGAUAAGGUUAUUCUCACAAAACAGACGAAUAAUCGAGUCGCAUACCAAGAUCAAAUUUUUUAAGUUUUAUGUUCAGGUGUAUUAAAAAAUCUAAUUUGAGCAACCUGUCUGGAAAGAAAAUCGCCAGACACACCAAAACUUUAUGGACCUUGUACAGUACCAGUCAAAAGUUUGGACACACCUUUAAUUUUAUUUAUUUUAUUUUUUAAAUUAUUUUAAACUUGUAGAUUAAUAAGUUAAAGUCAUCCAAACUAUGAAGAAAAACAUUUGUAAUUAUUUAGUAAAGAGAAUAAAAAACAUAAGAGUUGGUGAAUACAGCGUAUAGCCCUAUUUGAGUAAUGUUUUAAUCCAUAUUGUGGCAAGAACUAGUCAACUAAUUCAUUUUAAGAAAUGAAGGUCAGUUAAGUUACCAGUCGAGUUAACAGCACCCCAGAUAAGAGAGCGCCAACUUUGACUUUUGACUGGUACUGUAUAUUAAGCAGAUACAAAAAAAAACUUCAUCUGGUGAUUAUAUUAAUUAUUAAUUUAUUAUAAGAAUGUGUUGUAGUAUUUUGGGUUAUUUGGUUACUUGAGUGGAAGGAAUUCCAUCAGUCUUUCAUAACAGUCUAGGAAAUACUUUUAAGUGUUUUAGGUUUUCCCAGUGUUUGCUGAGUUUUGUGAGAAUAACCAAUAAGCAGUGGAUGAUUCCUUUCCUCGUCAAACAGAAAGAAUCACAUCACACACACCCUCACACUCACACAGAUACACACACACAGCCUUAAAAUGAUGACUAUCCUCAAUCUUCCUCUUGACAAGACUAAGUAAGUGCUGGAAAGUAAAGGCUGCCAUGAUGACAUCAGCAACUGCAAUAAUUAUUUAUAAUAAAAAGCCUCUAUAUAUGAAAAGGUUUGUAAUAUGUAAGUGUACAUACUCCAAGCUAACCUCUCAAGAUCUUUUAAAUGUGUAGAAAAAAAGUGUAUAUUUUAUAAAGAUUAGUUAAGAAUGCACAUCCAGAGAACUGUGCAUGUGCGUUGUUUUUUUUU
Messenger RNA from Astyanax mexicanus (Mexican tetra), 8509 nucleotides. It is a transcript of the gene shroom3, whose product is annotated as shroom family member 3. The transcript is spliced from 10 exons. The coding region runs from base 1560 to 6956 and encodes 1798 amino acids. The record is from RefSeq and is a predicted model, not a curated record. NCBI's taxonomy places the organism in Eukaryota, Metazoa, Chordata, Actinopteri, Characiformes, Acestrorhamphidae. Gene Ontology annotation, biological process: actin filament organization. Gene Ontology annotation, molecular function: actin filament binding. Gene Ontology annotation, cellular component: cortical actin cytoskeleton; apical plasma membrane; adherens junction.